GCGAAUCAAGUAUCUGCGGGCCAAGCGUGGGGAAGCAACCAGCGGACGCUUCAAAGGCCGCCGCGCAGCGAAUCACAGCAGGCUCCCAGCUUCGCCCAACGCCGUCAUCGUCUUUUUUUUUCCUUUACCGACUAUGGGAACCUCCGGGAAGCUGCUCUCUACUGUUUCGUCAGGCUCAUAGGGAAAAACAAGGCCAUUAUGUUGGGCGGUGCCCGUCCCCUCGACCAACUGAUCACCAACGACACCAGCUUGCACAACCACCUACAACAGCCAUGAACGAGUCGCCGUCCGCCCGGACUCCCGGGCUCUCUGCUCCCUCCCGGGGCCGCCGGCUCCGGUCAACGUCCGAAUCAUCACCCACCCGCCAACGGAACACCGACGACCUUCUUUCGAACCUUACCCCGCGGACCGUGGUCGACGCCUUCCGGAACCCCUCGGGAAGCCUGAAGGCCUGCAUAGAGGCAGCGACCCCAGCCGAGCAGGCCUUCGCGCUGAGGGUCGCAAUUGCCUCGAACACCAUCCACGAAUGGCUAAGCGAGCUCUCCUCCUGGCCAUGGCCGGCUGGCGGGGGCUCUGCGGGCUUUGAGAUGCCCGCAGACAAGAGGAAAGCGAUUCCGGGGCUCGGCACAUCCCAGGCCUCGGAUCAAGAAUACAACGGAAGCCUCCCGGCGGCCGACGUUGCGAGAUACGAAAAACGAAUUGACGAAAUCGCACAGGGGCUGGAGGAGCUCAAUAUCGAAGAGAUCAAGAGCCAGGUCCUAAACAACCACAUCUUGCCUUUAUCGCGCCCGGGAACCCCCGUCAUUGACUCGGGCCGCUCCGCGAUGUCGCUCUCCAGCAUUACAAGGCUCGGCGAUUUGACCGCCCUGGUCACCGCCACCACACUCCAAGCCCUGCCGGAACUUUCCCGGCUUACCAAGCUGAUGAAUGCUUGGAGCCUUCGGCUCCUGGUGCUGCGAAAGAUACCGGUCUUCCUGGCCUCAGUGUCAGACGCUGAGGCGGCGCUGCAGUCUGGCUGGAAUGCGCUCGGCCCUGACAGGCGUAUUCAGAGCGGAAGCACGGGUGCGCCAUCUGCGGUGUCGCCUCUGGAUGAUUUGGAGGUGAUGAAGUCCGUUAUCGGACAGAAAGUUGCCAAGGCCGGUCGCGACCUGGAUGCCAUGCUAGACAUCCUGGAAGGACAGCCCGAUACGCUGCCAGAGGACUGGAUCGACCGAGUGGAUACGCUGGAGCAUGGCUACGGCGAAUGGACUGUGGCCUGCGACAGGAAGAUGAAGCAGACCGAUCUGAUUAGCUCGAUAGUGCAGGCCGCUCCGGCGACGGGCGCCUCCGUACCGCCUCAGCAUUCGGAAGCGGAUAGAAGCGGCCCGUCGGUUGCCGCCAACAAGUCCCUUGCGUCAGACUCCCUGGAACGGGAACAGACACAGGUACCAGAGGGAGAGCGGCCGCCCGACGGUGCACAGAAACCGGACUCGAGACCCGACGUCUCCCCGCCGGUCAUCAAGAUUCAAUCAACCACCGAAGACCAGGCGCAGACGCCGGAGGACGACUACCCGAAUACCGACAGUGAACUUGUGCAGAGCGCAUCUGACGGCUCGAGUGGUGCGGGGCCCCACACUGUGCUCGCGUCGGAGCCGUCGAAGGCCCAUCACAACCAUGGAGCAAGACCCGAGGACGCCCCUGGGUCUUCGUUCAGCUCCGAUUCUGAGCUGUGGGACAUCUCAGGGCACGGUGCGCCCCAACCAGCCCAGAGCGGUAGACGCGCUAGCGGCGUCUCGGAAUCUUCGACGGUUUUAAACGAAGCGCCCAGCAUGUUCAUGGAUUCCUUUUCCAGUGACCUGCUCGACCAAGGAGUUUCGGACUCCUUUGAUCAUGGGCGCGUGGACCAGGAGGAGGGUCCCAAUCGGUCACUAUUGUCGACCAGAUCACGGUCGGUAAGCUUCAAUGACCAUCCCACGGUCACAGAGCUGCCGAGCUUCCCCAGCCCUCCAGGCACUCCGACGACAUCAACAACCCUGGAUGAUGACGACGCAACGGAACCAGGCACACCGUCCGAAAGGCAGAUGCCAGGCAUGGACGACCAACUUCAACAACAAAUCAGCGAGAUUCUGGAAUCAGUGCCGGCUAAGAUCCGGCUGACCGCAGAGCCUCCCGCCGUCAAUCUCAACCCACCAGACUUUAAAAUGCCAACGGCGCGCAGGAGCUCCAGGUCGGACGCAAUCCCGCGCACCCAGUCCAACGGGUCCAUGCGGUCCGUCUACUCCCGCUCUGCGACGCCCUCGUUCACUCUGGCGCCUGCCAGAAACUCGCGUCCUCGUCACCAGCGCGACAACAGAGAAAUCAAGGUCUAUCACCUCUCCCGUUCCAACGGCGAGGCGCUAAUCAAACUCUUCAUCCGCUGCGUGGGCGAACACGGAGAGCGCGUCAUGGUCCGCGUGGGUGGCGGCUGGGCCGACCUUGGGGAGUACCUCAAAGAAUACGCAAGCCACCACCUCCGGCGCUCCGCUGGCGCCGCCACCGACGGUAAGGUCGAGGUCAGAGACAUCCCGCGCACCGGUUCGGUGCGCCCCCCUGACGCCACCCCGCCCAGCCGCCCGGCCUCGGCUAUGGACGCGCACUCGCCCGUCUCGCCGCUGAAAGUGCGCAAGACCAGACGCUCGCCGACAGUUAAUUCGGACGAGCAAAACCACCAGCAGCUACCGGCGGCAAUCCGGCCCAAGACACCCCUCGCAAACCUGGGCAGGCUGGAUGCGACCCCGCCCUCGGAUGCGUCCUCGUCGAUGCGCUCGCGCUCCAGCUCACGCAUCAGCUGGGAAGAGGACGACGGUACGUUCGCACUAGGCAUGGCGGGGCCCCGCGCCAAGCAGAUCGAAAUGAGCGAGGAAAGCAGAGCGUGGGUGGAGAGCAUCAAGGAGAAGGUGCGCAUUGCGAGUAGCGAGCGAAAGCCGCCGCCGCCGCCGCCGCCUUCUUCUUCUUUCUCGUCUGUACCGUCCGUGGCCGGUGCCGAGGGAGGUGCAGCGGCAGGCGGUGUCAAGGGCUUGGAGGCGAGCUUGAUGGACCGUGGAGACGGGAGUGGUAGAACUACGUUCGGGGAGUUGGGGAAGGUGGGGAGUACAAAGAGGCUGUUUAAACGGGGUUGAUUGCGGUUCUUUUUGGGGUCCCAUAUGUUUUUUCUCUCUUCCUUCUCUUUUAUUCAUUUCUCGUCCUUUUUUGUGCGGAGUAUUGGCCU
This is a messenger RNA of Thermothelomyces thermophilus ATCC 42464, 3226 nucleotides long. RefSeq lists its product as uncharacterized. Lineage: Eukaryota; Fungi; Ascomycota; Sordariomycetes; Sordariales; Chaetomiaceae. Bases 273 to 3137 code for a protein of 954 amino acids. Gene Ontology annotation, molecular function: microtubule binding. The record is from RefSeq and is a predicted model, not a curated record. The transcript has a single exon.